Messenger RNA from Ylistrum balloti, 2900 nucleotides. Its product is annotated as CCAAT/enhancer-binding protein gamma-like. The record is from RefSeq and is a predicted model, not a curated record. Gene Ontology annotation, biological process: regulation of transcription by RNA polymerase II; DNA-templated transcription. Lineage: Eukaryota; Metazoa; Mollusca; Bivalvia; Pectinida; Pectinidae. Gene Ontology annotation, molecular function: RNA polymerase II cis-regulatory region sequence-specific DNA binding; DNA-binding transcription factor activity, RNA polymerase II-specific. The transcript has 2 exons. Bases 209 to 604 code for a protein of 131 amino acids.
UCACAGUUAUUCUGUGUAGAUUAUCAAACUCAGUAAUUUUCUUACCAAUUUCCCGACAAUACAACGCCGACAGUUGGAAGAAGAUUCGACAACAGGGAGCACUUUUUACCAAGUACGAAGAUUCCCAGGUCAGAGAGUAAAAAUUCCAGAUAGGAACAAUUUGACAGUUCGUCUGUGUGUAGAAAAUCUCAAGUCAAUAUCAGUAAGAAUGCCUCCAAAGAGAAGUAUGGGAUACGACAGCAUGUCCGACUCUGAGGACGAAAUCAAUGAUUGCGAGGUUAACAGUAGCAAAAAGUCAAGAUACCAGAAAGGAAGUGAUGAGUAUACAAAGAGGAGAGAGAGAAAUAACAUAGCUGUCCGAAAAAGUCGUGAGAAGAGCCGCGCCAAAGCAAAAGAAACAAGUGAACAGGUUAACAGGCUUCGCAAUGAGAAUGAGAUGCUGGAACAGAAAGUUCAAAUUCUCUCUAAAGAACUAAGUGUUUUAAAGGACUUGUUUUUGGCCCAUGCAGGAACAGUCACUCAGAAUUGCACUGUACCAGUCAACGGUGACGUCAAAGGAGAGGUAUCCACAGAUCAUGAGUAUUCCAAGAUCAACUCCCAGUGACUAGCGGCCCAGCUUCGACUUUUCUUUAGCAAAUGGACUUUAGUGGAAAUGACUUUGUGCAGUAGCGUAUUUAAUUUUUUCAAUAAAAUACAGAAGCGUCUGUUUUUUAUCAGUGGGUUCUUAUAGCAGUUCUUGUCCCUUAAUUCAAUCAUCUAUAUUAGUCAUUACUUAAUCUGCAUCAAACUUUUAUUGUUAAAAACAAUAUAUAUGUUAAUUAUGAUAGUACAUGUACUGAUACUCUUUGAUUUGUGUGGUGAAUUGGUAUAGCAAACAGUUCUCCGUAUGCGGAGAAAAUAUUGAAUUAAUUAAAAAGUAAGGGUGAACAUUGGUUUCACUACUGGCAGAAUGUUAGUGCUAAGUGUGACUGUUUAUUUAAACAGAAUGACAGUUAAUUGUCACAUGUGUUGUAAUUUUAAAUCAUUUGUUACGAAAAAUAAAAUCUUGCUCUGAAAAGCUUGUUAAUGUAACCAGCAGAUACUGUUGCUAUACAUUUAAAGACUCAAUAAUUGAGUUUUUGACUGAAAGAUGAUUUUUAGAAAUGGACAAUAUAUUUAAAUUUCACAUUUUUUAUAUAUGGAAAGAAGUACUGAAAAUGGCUUGCAUAUAGUGAUAUUGUAUUGAUGUUGUUUAAUGAAAGUAUUCAGUAUUGAUUAAAUAUAGUAUAUACCAGUAUAUAUUGAGUGUAGGUAUUAUCAUUAAAUUGGCUAGGUUAAGCAAGGGCUCGUUAGAAUUCAUCAUGUAUAUUACAUGUACGUUAAAGGAAUAUUCUGGACAAAUUAGAAUAUAGGUUGAUGCCGUUUUAUAGAAAAAUUGUACAGGAGUAUCGACACAUGAUCUUAUGGAAAUUGUUAGUCAUAAACACAAAAACCAACUGAAAAUAUUUGAUUUGUAAAAGUUUUAUCAAGCUAAAUUGAUUUACAAAUUGUCCUGAUUGCAUCACAUGUUUGCACCUGCACAAUGCACUGCAAACAAACAUAUAAAUUUUGGAAUCUGUCCUUAUUAUGUAGCUACAAGCAGUCUUUCAUACAGUAUCUAUUUGUUGUAUGUGUAUGGAAUAUGUGUUCUUGAUAAAUUGAUAAAUAAAUAAGUGAUUAAUUAGAAAAAAUUAGUCUUUGGUCGCUAUGAUCCGACAUUGUGCUUCUAGUUAUGUUUUCAAAAUCAUGUAAUGAUAUGCACCUUUUAUACUAACUAGUUUUGAAUUCCCUAGGUGUGUCUCCCAUCAAUUUUGUUAGUUCAAAUUUACUACCGGAGAUAUUUUGAUGCUGAAAAUGCUUUUUAAAGUCAUUAAAAUGGUUUCUGAAAAGACAUUUUUAAUUUAUCUAGAAUAUCCCUUUAAAAACAAUACCUUUUUAAAUGUAGUUUAGAUAUUAUUGCAUGUAGUAUUUGUACUUGGUUAUAGUGUUCUACUUGCUUUCAAAGACAUCAUAUGCUAAAAUAGACAUUAUUUUAUCCAUAGGAUAUUUGUACUUCACAAAUAAAAGCCAUACAUAGUAAACCAGUAUUAGAUAUUGGUUAAUGCUAUUUCUCCUGAUCAGUAAAUGUUAAAAUGUUUUGUGAUUUACAAAAGUGUAGACAUAUACUUGAUUUCCGACUGUGUAAUGGAUUUUUUUUGUUUUUUAAAUUGUUUUUUGAUGAUUUAAAAGAUGGAAAUAAAUUGUAAAUUCUGCCAUUGUCAACUGCAAAAAAAGAUUCCUCUGAACAUGUUAUUGAUUUAAGUUACAAAUUAGGUACUUUCAAGAUCUUAAUAAAAAUUAUAUCAUUUUUGUCUCAUUUUUGAUUAUUUUAGAUUUUAAUAAGUGUGUAGAUUCACUGGGUCAGGUUUCUGUUUUUGUCUCAUUUUUGCAGUAAAAUCGUGAAGUUCUUUUUUUCAUAACAACAUUCAUGCUCAUAUUGAUUCCUCAUAUUUUUAUAAUUGUUUGCUUUUGAUGUACAUGUGGGUUAAAAUGGGAAAGUUGUAUGGAGGAGGGGAAAUAACUCUGGCUGUAUAGUUAAAAAUAACUUUUUGUUUGAUAUCACAAUAAUAGUUAGUACUAACUAAUAACUAAUAGUUAGUGUAGAAUUCAUCAAGUUAAAGUUCACUAAUGUUUUAAUUUUCAGAGAAUUUGAUUCAUAGCCAAACCCGGUUCCAGUUAAUAUUGAAUGGUAUAAUUUUUUUUAACCACCAAUAUACUGUGUGCUUGGUAGUCAACAGUUUGUAUAUAAAGAUAAGUAUUUCAUUAGAUAUUGCAUAAAAACUUGUAUGUAUACACAUUGCUUUGUCAAUAGCUGUACUCGUAUUAAAAUAUUAUGAAUGAUA